AUCAAAUAACAGCGGUGUCUAGAUCAUGGACCAGACAGAAGAAAGGUUUUAAUCUGGUUGGGCUCAUAUACUGUAGGGUGAAAAAUAUAUAUAUUGGAUACGACAUUCGAUAUUUGUUUUAAAGCAGAUAGUUUGUGACCCUACGCAUUUCAAAGAGGAAGCAAGAUGUUGAACGUUAUUACACGCUGAACAAUUGUCGGAAAAUUUCUACUGGUUGAACCGUUAACUGCGGGUUUCUGAAACGAUCUGUCGAACCCAAACCAGAUUGGAUGUGAUUUAGCCCUAUUCUGGUGGGCGACAUUUGUAAAUACGAGCCAAAUGAUGUCCGGAAAGUAUUUCAAGGCUCAUGAAGUCAGUUGCUGUAUCAAAUAUUUCAUAUUUGGAUUCAAUAUAAUAUUUUGGUUACUUGGAGUGGCAUUCCUUGGCAUAGGGCUUUGGGCAUGGAGCGAGAAGGGUGUGCUCUCCAACAUCUCGUCCAUCACAGACCUGGGGGGCUUUGACCCCGUCUGGCUCUUCCUGGUGGUGGGAGGAGUUAUGUUUAUCCUUGGCUUUGCCGGCUGCAUCGGAGCACUGAGGGAGAACUCUUUCCUUCUCAAGUUUUUCUCUGUGUUCCUGGGGAUCAUCUUCUUCCUGGAGCUGACAGCUGGAGUCUUGGCCUUCGUCUUCAAGGACUGGAUAAAGGACCAACUCAACUUCUUCAUCAACAACAACAUCCGGGCGUACCGGGAUGACAUUGACCUACAGAAUCUCAUAGAUUUCACCCAAGAAUACUGGGAGUGUUGUGGAGCCUUUGGGGCAGACGACUGGAACUUGAACAUCUACUUCAACUGCACUGAUUCCAACCCAAGUCGCGAGAAGUGCGGAGUCCCCUUUUCAUGCUGCACCAAAGACCCCGCAGAGGAUGUCAUUAACACCCAGUGUGGCUACGACAUUCGGGCUAAAGCGGACUCGGAGCAGAUGACCUUUAUCUACAUCAAAGGCUGUGUGCCUCAGUUUGAGAAGUGGCUUCAAGACAACCUGACAGUGGUGGCAGGGAUCUUCAUAGGAAUUGCUUUACUACAGAUUUUUGGGAUCUGUUUAGCACAGAAUCUAGUGAGCGACAUUGAAGUAGUGAGAGAGAGUUGUUUGUUUACCUGAAACAUCUCAAGCAAACAAAAGGUUGUAACGAAGAUCUCUUGAGUUUUGCCACCUUCUAAAGGGAGACGAUCAGGACACUUGAGAAAUGUACAAAAUGAAGAGUCUCGCUGCUUCCUUUAUGCUCUGUAUAUAAUACUUUUGUAAGAAUUUGUUUUUAUAUGUCUCACUGAUGCAGUGUCAAACACUGCCUGGAAGGGUCGUGUACAAAGCCAUAUGUAUACAUAUGUGUAUAUAAGGGAGCCAUACAUAUGUAUCUAUAUGGCUCUGGUCAUGUACAGUAUAGAGCUGAGGUCGUUCUGUAAAUGCGCUGCAUGCCUAUUCAUAGGGCAUUCGUUCUCCUACCUGUAUUCUUUAUUGUUAUAAUGUCUGAUGUAUUGUACAGUAUAAGUCAGAUUACCAGUAUGGAGUGAAUUGGCUGGGUAGCACUUUGCACACUGUGUUAUAAAGCCUGCAUAGCUGUAGCAGUAACAUGUAUUGUAAUGUCAUGCUAUACUGUGUGAAGUGUCAUAAAUUGGUUUAGGGACAGGUCCCUAAACCAAUUUGUGACACUUCACACAGUAUAGCAUGACAUUACAAUAUCAUGCAGCAAUUUGGGAUCUUUAGUAAGUUACAUUUAAAUUAAUGACUGUGUUUUGUGAUGUCGUUGGUCAUAAAGUGACAUGAUGAACUAUCAUUAGGUAAUGUGCUUGGUGUCAUGUCAUGGCAGAAUUCAUCUAUGCUUCAUGAAGUUUGAGUCUCGUAAUUAAGUGUUUCAGUUUCUAAAGAGGGAACAAGUUUUAAAGAGUAUUCGUUUUGCUAAUACCACACACAUUCUGUCUAUUGACUAGCAAUAAGAAGACUAGCAAGAACCAUGAACUAACUCUAUUUCAGCCACAAGUGUUGUAUUUCAUUGUUGUGUUCAAUUUAUAACAGUUGCCCCAUAAAGGUGAGGUAUCAAAACCCAA
Salvelinus sp. IW2-2015 is the source of this 2081-nucleotide messenger RNA. Its product is annotated as tetraspanin-5-like. NCBI's taxonomy places the organism in Eukaryota, Metazoa, Chordata, Actinopteri, Salmoniformes, Salmonidae. Gene Ontology annotation, cellular component: plasma membrane. The record is from RefSeq and is a predicted model, not a curated record.